AUUGAAAUAAAAGAAGACAAAAGUAUCAAACUUAACUACAUAAGUUCUCACUUUGAUUUAUCUCUGAUUAUGAACAGCUUACCUUUGCAUCUCCUCGACCAAAUUCUUUUCAGAUUGGAACCCAAAUCUCUGGCGAUGAUGAAAUCCACAAAUAGAACUAUCAAUUCGCAUAUAUCUGACCCGCUUUUUGAAUCCGAAUACUUUUCCCGGUUAGAAUCCAGUUUGUAUAACCUUUCCCCCGGUGGCGCCAGAUACGUCAUGUGCCAGCCUUUAGUCUCUUCAUGCAAAUCUAUGUCAAUGGGGGAAAAAGCAAUUCAAGGUAAUUUCCGAUGUUACAUGUUGGGGUCAUGCUCUGGCCUUCUCCUACUGUACAUCGGUGGCCUCUUCGUCGCAAAUCCCCUCACAAAGAGGUUUCGAUAUUUGGAUCCUUCUGGCUCAAAGUUUAUACCUACGCUAAGUGGUGAUCGCUGGAUUUAUUUGGCACAUCCGGAGAGAGCGAUGUGCGUUGGUUUUGCGGUUGAUCGAAAGAGAUUCAAGAUCGUCUGCAUACUUGAGAUGGAGACGAGGUAUGAAUUCGAAAUCAACGACGGCGAUUCAUGGAGAUUAUCAAAAACGACUAUCAAUGCUGACUCAAAAAGUGAUCUCACCAAGUGGAUGAAACCUGUUUACUUGGAAGGCACUCUUCAUUGGUUGAGAAACGACGGGAGCAUCAUAGCUUUCAAUCCCGAGACAGAGCAAGCACGCUUGAUUCCUUCCGGUUUUCAUCAGGAAGUACCGGAUAUGAAACUGUUACUUGCGGCAGAUGAUAAGAUCAAUCGCUUGACCUUAAUAUCAGGGACAAAACAAACAAUCUCAGUUUACACAUUACUCGGGAAUCUCAAAUGGGGUCUCGCUAGGCGGAUCAAGAACGUAUCUCUGAAAGAAAAUGAGUUGAAUGCUGGAACAUGGUUGUGUACGAUGGCAAGCGUCUUCUGGUGAGGGAGAAGAAAAAGAAUCGUUUAAAUGGUGUAGUUCAUGUGUACGACAUGGAAACUAACAGUUGGGGAGUUUUAGGGUCGAUCAUAUAUACGGCCGGUGCAGUCUGGGACUUCUAUAAGUUUACGCCGUCCUGAUGUCCUGUUGAGGAGGGUGAGCAAAAUUAUAAAGCGAUAGUAGAUUGUAAUGAACAUCGCGUCUUCUAUCUAAUUUCUAUUAUGAGACUCGUUAAUACAACCAAGUAACAGUGAGUUACGUUUUUCAUU
Messenger RNA from Arabidopsis thaliana (thale cress), 1241 nucleotides. Its product is annotated as F-box family protein. The record is from RefSeq and is marked reviewed. The transcript has a single exon. The coding region runs from base 70 to 978 and encodes 302 amino acids. NCBI's taxonomy places the organism in Eukaryota, Viridiplantae, Streptophyta, Magnoliopsida, Brassicales, Brassicaceae.